This is a messenger RNA of Colletotrichum truncatum, 1530 nucleotides long. Its product is annotated as HSF-type DNA-binding protein. Gene Ontology annotation, molecular function: phosphorelay response regulator activity; sequence-specific DNA binding; DNA-binding transcription factor activity. The record is from RefSeq and is a predicted model, not a curated record. Lineage: Eukaryota; Fungi; Ascomycota; Sordariomycetes; Glomerellales; Glomerellaceae. Gene Ontology annotation, biological process: regulation of DNA-templated transcription; phosphorelay signal transduction system.
AUGCAGGCCUGGGAAUUCAAACAUUCAGCUUUCCGGGCCGACAGAAAAGAUAACUUGGACAACAUCAGGCGAAAGGCACCCGCGCAUAGAAAGACACAGCAGACGGAAGAUCAGUUUACGACUAAUCAAUCCAUCAAUUUGCUACAGGAAACUUUGUUUGCCCAACAGCAGCAGGUACAAGCGCUGCAGGAACAGGUUGGCGAGAUGCAGCGCGCCAACAAGACGCUUGUUCACGAGGUCCACGCAAUGCACAAGAUCAUUGAUGCCCAGAGGCAGUCACAGCACGAAUUACUCAACUAUAUGUCACAUGCCGAGGACAGAUGGAGAGGCGGUCGGUACCCAGGCCAGAACCCGCAGAUGAACGGCGGUGCUGUCGACGACCAAGCUCCUGAACUACGAAGGGCAAGAGAACUUCUCUCAAGCGUGACAACCAACAGCAUGGUAGACAGAGAGCUCGAAAGGCUCAAUGGCAUAUACGCGCAAAGCUCACCUCCAGACUCUGCUUCUUCCCUCAUGUUCCAGGCGGGCUCAGCCGGCAUGCCACCCAUGAUGGCCGAGCAUCUCAACAUGCGUCACCUUGUCUACCCCGUUGGCGAGAACGUAGGAAUCGACCCCCUUUCUCAGGAUCACUUCAAUAACAUCCCUUACACUCUGAAUUCCUUGCCGAUGAACGAGUUCCAAAAUGUCGUCAAGCCUGAACCGGGCCCAGCAACGCCCGCACCUGCUGCAGCCGCACCUCCACGCCCGCCUUCCAACGACAAGGGGCUAUGGGGACAGAAGAAGCCGAGAGUGUACCUUGUCGAAGAUGACCGCACAUGUUCGAGAAUCGGUUCCAAGUUCCUGACGCAAAUGGAGUGCAUUGUUGAGAUUGCUGAAAAUGGUAUCGAUGCCGUUAAUAGGUGCAAAGAAGUCCCGUCCGGCCACUUCGAUCUUAUCUUCAUGGAUAUCGUUAUGCCUCAAAUGGACGGUGUCUCUGCAACACAAUUGAUUCGUGAAGUCCACCCUGAUGUCCCUGUUGUUGCCAUGACAUCCAACAUCCGACCUGAAGAUAUUAGUCACUAUUUCAACUGGAGUCUGAACGAUGUGCUAGCGAAGCCUUUCACAAAAGACGGCAUGCUGCGUAUUCUUCGCAAGCAUGUAGCACACCUUCUCAAGAACGCUCCACCGGAUGACCUUGCAGUUGGUCACGGAGCCGCCCAGCUGCACGCUGCCAACAUGGGCAUGCCAGCAAUGAACCCUGGCGUCAAGUUCGAUUCAACCCCGAGCCAGUCUCCCGCAACGACUACUUCCUGGCACUCGCCGGGACAAAUACAUCAACCGUCUCCCAACGUCACCAAUAUCGAAACAGGCUACCCAAUGGGCAACACAGCUCAGAUGGUUAUGACACCAACAUCAGCACAACGCCCAACGUUUCAUCAGAGCAUGCCUACAGGCAUGCAGCAAAUGCGUGUGCCAGACCACAUGGCUGGGGGUGACGACCGGCCAGAAAAGAGGCAGAGACUGUAUGGACCGCAAGGUGGAUACGCCUAA